Messenger RNA from Aspergillus vadensis CBS 113365, 547 nucleotides. RefSeq names its product LYR motif-containing protein. Lineage: Eukaryota; Fungi; Ascomycota; Eurotiomycetes; Eurotiales; Aspergillaceae. The transcript has 3 exons. The record is from RefSeq and is a predicted model, not a curated record. The coding region runs from base 1 to 348 and encodes 115 amino acids. Gene Ontology annotation, biological process: mitochondrial respiratory chain complex III assembly.
AUGUCCUCCCAAACCGCCUUGUCCGCACGCAGUGCUUACCGCCAACUCCUCCGCGCUACCCGCAUUGCCUUCCGGGAUGAUGUCCGUGUCAUGAUUGCUGCCCGUCAAGAGGCUCGCCGGAAUUUCGACAGCCACCGCCGCGAAGGCAUUGAUACUCCGAUGCAGAUCAACCAUGCGCUCGAAGUGGCGAACAUUCUCAGACACAACAUUGUCCAGGGUGUACGGGAACAAGAUGAUGAGAAUGCCAAGUGGGAACUCCGCAUUCAUGAUGACAUCGAGCGCGGCGAUAACGACACCAUUAGAGUUAAGGGAAAGACUGUCAAGGUGGAUAAGGCAUGCUCGUCAUAGAGGGAGGGUCUCCCGUGUGGAAUCUGACUGUCUGGAAGCCUAUGCGUGGGUGAAAGGAUGACUGCAGACUAUGGCAUUUGCAGACUGUAUUAUAGUAUACCCAAACUUUUCUCUCUCCUUCCGGCGUCUUUGGGGGUAUUUUAUGGUUUAAUCAGAAUGUAGAAAAUAUACACAACGCCCGCUCGCGAACAUACAUAAG